Mytilus trossulus (common blue mussel) is the source of this 1614-nucleotide messenger RNA. Its product is annotated as autotransporter adhesin BpaC-like. Lineage: Eukaryota; Metazoa; Mollusca; Bivalvia; Mytilida; Mytilidae. The record is from RefSeq and is a predicted model, not a curated record. The coding region runs from base 1 to 1614 and encodes 537 amino acids. The transcript is spliced from 3 exons.
AUGAAUCCCGUCUUUAAUUGUAAUGUCUCAAGAUGUAUAAUAUGUGAUUCCAAAUUUCAUUGGGUCAAGGAUUGUCCUCACAAACAGCUUGAUGUGAAUUUAGCAGAACAUGAGAGUGGUAAGUUAAAUGAAACUGUAAAUAUAACAUUAUUAUCCUCUGCACAAGAAUUUAAGCCUCUAACAGUGUUUGUCGGUGAAGCCUAUAAUGCAACACUUAUUAAUAUAGCAUUUUCUAAGAAACGAUCAAGCACUAUCAUUGAUCUCAGCAAUGACAAGAUUACCAUGUUUGGACAGUUAGUGGAUGUGAACCUAACUUCUAGUAUAUCUACAUUAAAGACAAACAAUAUAAGAACAGAAACAAAAAUGAGAGUGAGGAGUGGUCGGAACAUUAUAAGAAGAGGUCAGAACAUUAUAAGAAGUGGUCAGAACAUUAUAUGUAGUGGUCAGAACAUUAUAUGUAGUGGUCAGAACAUUAUAAGAAGUGGUCAGAACAUUAUAAGAAGUGGUCAGAACAUUAUAAGAAGUGGUCAGAACAUUAUAAGAAGUGGUCAGAACAUUAUAUGUAGUGGUCAGAACAUUAUAUGUAGUGGUCAGAACAUUAUAAGUAGUGGUCAGAACAUUAUAAGAAGUGGUCAGAACAUUAUAUGUAGUGGUCAGAACAUUAUAUGUUGUGGUCAGAACAUUAUAAGAAGUGGUCAGAACAUUAUAAGAAGUGGUCAGAACAUUAUAAGAAGUGGUCAGAACAUUAUAUGUAGUGGUCAGAACAUUAUAAGAAGUGGUCAGAACAUUAUAAGAAGUGGUCAGAACAUUAUAAGAAGUGGUCAGAACAUUAUAUGUAGUGGUCAGAACAUUAUAAGAAGUGGUCAGAACAUUAUAAGAAGUGGUCAGAACAUUAUAAGAAGUGGUCAGAACAUUAUAUGUAGUGCUCACAACAUUAUAUGUAGUGGUCAGAACAUUAUAUGUAGUGGUCACAACAUUAUAAGAAGUGGUCAGAACAUUAUAUGUAGUGGUCAGAACAUUAUAUGUAGUGGUCAGAACAUUAUAUGUAGUGGUCAGAACAUUAUAUGUAGUGGUCAGAACAUUAUAUGUAGUGGUCAGAACAUUAUAUGCAGUGCUCACAACAUUAUAAGAAGUGGUCAGAACAUUAUAUGUAGUGGUCAGAACAUUAUAUGUAGUGGUCAGAACAUUAUAAGAAGUGGUCAGAACAUUAUAUGUAGUGGUCGGAACAUUAUAAGAAGUGGUCAGAACAUUAUAUGUAGUGGUCAGAACAUUAUAAGAAGUGGUCCAAACAUUACAUGUAGUGGUCAGAACAUUAUAUGUAGUGGUCAGAACAUUAUAAGAAGUGGUCAGAACAUUAUAUGUAGUGGUCAGAACAUUAUAUGUAGUGGUCAGAACAUUAUAUGUAGUGGUCAGAACAUUAUAAGAAGUGGUCAGAACAUUAUAUGUAGUGGUCAGAACAUUAUAUGUAGUGGUCAGAACAUUAUAUGUAGUGGUCAGAACAUUAUAAGAAGUGGUCAGAACAUUAUAAGAAGUGGUCAGAACAUUAUAUGUAGUGGUCAGAACAUUAUAAGAAGAGGUCCAAACAUUAUAAGAAGUGGUCAGAACAUUAUAUGA